CUUUAAUCUGUCAGGCUCAACACGACGCGAUCAUUUCUAAGUUAUUAUAACAAACACAAAUGACUAAAGAGCUGUUUUAAUGACUUAAAGCCUGUGGGAAUCAAGGCACAAAGGAUGAGACGCUGAAACAAAGGCGCGCGCAGAGACGCUCCCAGAUGCUCCCAGUGUUUAGCGCUUUAUUUGCUUUCCUCAAAGUGAUGCCAAGCUGCUGAGACUGAGAGAGAUGUUGGGUGGUCACACACUGACGGACAGUGUAGAGAUACUGAGAGUUAAAGGCGUGCAUCUCUCCUCCUCAUCAUGCGCUCGGGUCUGGAGCGUGCACUUGUUCUGAGACAGAAGCCAGAAUGUGAUUGUGACGUGUUAUAAAGGAUCUCUCUCUGAACUGUGUGCAUGCUGUUAGAUAACCUUGAUAAGGAAAGGCGUGAUAAUCAUGAAAUUCCCGUUAGAGAAUCCGAGGAAACAGGUGAACUGGGACCCUGAACAAGUGGCUGUUCAGACAAACAUCGUCCCGCCGAAGAAGGUCCAGUCCAGUCUGGUUCAGGCCAGCGUAGUGGCCAUGCAGAACCCGAUGGGCUGUGAGGUGAAAGCCAACGGUCACUGUGUUCUCCCUCGCCUCUCCAUCUCGUCCCGCUCGGCCAGUGUGAUGACGGGGAUGGACACUGGUGCGGACGGGUCUGCUCUCCACUCGGUCAUGAAGUGGAAGACGGUGGUGACCGUGUUUGUGGUGGUGGUGAUGUAUCUGGUGUGCGGCGGUCUGGCCUUCUGCGCGCUGGAGCAACCCUUCGAGAGCAACCAGAAGGACAGCAUCACGCAGGAGAAGGCCCAGUUCCUGCAGAGGAACCCCUGCGUCUCUCCAGCCGAGCUCGAGGCUCUCAUCAAGCAUGCAGUAGAUGCGGUCAGUGCUGGAGUGAGUCCCAUUGGAAACACGUCUAAUAACUCCAGCCAUUGGGACCUCAGCAGCGCGUUCUUCUUCGCUGGAACCGUCAUCACUACAAUAGGCUAUGGAAACAUCACCCCCAGGACUGAGGGUGGCAAGAUUUUCUGCAUCCUUUACGCCAUAUUUGGCAUCCCACUGUUUGGCUUCCUCUUGGCCGGGAUCGGGGAUCAGCUAGGAACUGUGUUUAUGAAGAGCAUCCUGAAGGUGGAGAAAGUUUUCAGGCAAAAACACAAGCAAAUAAGCCAGACCAAAAUCCGUGUCACCUCCACCAUACUCUUCAUCAUUGCUGGCUGCAUCAUUUUUGUCACCAUCCCAGCAGUGAUUUUCAAACACAUCGAGGGAUGGAGUACUUUAGAAGCCAUUUACUUCGUUGUCAUUACUCUCACAACCGUCGGCAUUGGAGAUUAUGUAGCAGGUGGAGAUCAAAAAAUAGAAUACAUGAAAUGGUACAAACCUCUGGUCUGGUUCUGGAUUUUGGUGGGUCUGGCGUAUUUCGCUGCGGUCCUGAGCAUGAUUGGAGACUGGUUCAGGGUUCUGUCCAAGAAAACAAAAGAAGAGGUUGGAGGGUUUAAGGCCCAUGCGGCAGAAUGGAAGGCAAAUGUUCGGGCAGAGUUACGUGAGACACGGAGACGCUUCAGUGGAGAGAUCCACGACAAACUUCAGCGUGCAGCCACCAUCCGCAGCAUGGAGCGCAGACGUCUGGGUCUGGAGCAGAGGGCGCAUUCGCUGGACAUGCUGUCACCUGAAAAGCGUGCAGUCUUUGCUAGGCUGGACGCCCGGCGCUUUAAGACCUCCUCACAGGAGAGCAUCGACACUAAACUGAACAACCUGCGCCUGAAAGCCGAGCACAGUGAACAGCAGGCGUCCUCCGAGGAGAACAUCUUCAACCGCUUCGGCUCGCUCACCAAACUGGCCAAACGCAACCGGAGCAAAGAUCUCCACAGGAACAUCCCAGAAGACGGCAGCAAGCUGAGCGAUGUCCUCAGCAGCAACAGCAGCAACGUCACUCUGGGAGAAGAGAGAAGCGAGGACGAGGAGGAGAUGGAGGAAGAGAAAACAGCAAUGGAGGCCAACACUGGCUUCACCUGUCUGCCUAACUUCCCCGAGGAACCCAAACAGAAGAACAGUUUCGCUCCGGCUCAGGCCACAGAACAAGAGCGAAAUAAAAGACUGGAGCAGAAAGAACAUCAACCGUAAGCAGACGAUGACAGGGUGAACAUGUGCCUUGUAACAUGUGUUUCGUAAGCUGCUGCUUGACUCGUUACGAUCAACUGCAGCUGAUUUUCACUGUGACAAAAGAUACGUUGCCAAAAAUGAGAAAAAAAAGACUGAGAACUCAAGGAAUACAGACUGACAUCAGCUUCAAGAGACAGUUCACCAAAAACCUGGGAAUUCUGCCAAUGCUCACAAACCCUCAUGUUGCUCCAAACCUGAAUGAAUUUCUUUCCUCAGUGGAAAAAUCUCUCAAAAAUAUCAAAAAUAAAAGUACCAUAGUAAUAGACUGUAUGACUCACGAUGCAUUGUGUGAGAAACUGAAACUGAAGUUCUUUACUUAAAACUUAUCAAAUUUAAAAACCGCUCAAUCAUUGAACAAUAACCGAUGGCGCUUUAUGCCGUUUUUCAGUGAAUAACACUUUUUUAGGAGCUUACUAUUAAUCAAAAUUAUUAUUAUUAUUAAGAUGUGAAAGACCUUCUGCAAUAUAUCUGCUUUAGUCAGUUUCACACAAAAAGCAAUGGGUUUGAAGUGACAUGAGAUCACGUACAGUUUUGUCCUUUUUAGAUGAACUAUACAUUUAAAAUGUAUUAUUUAUGUUCUUUACAACCUCACGACUGAUAGAAGAGUGAACAGAGACUUUCUGAAGGACUUUUGCUUCGUUCAAAGGUGUGCUAAGGAUCGCAGGAAACCUUUUUUUGCUGUAAAUCGCGGUGUCUUUUGGAAAGCAAACCUGCAUGAUUAUCAACUGCUGCUCAGUCCGUCAUCUAUGAUGGCAAAUCACAAACUUCUAUGAAACAUUUCUUCAGUUUCGUUGAAAAAUUGACACAUUCACAAUAAUCUUUUGAUGCUUGAGUUUAAACAACAACGAGUUUAUAGCUGUUGGUGAAAUGCUGCAUUCACAGUGAACUCUAAACAUUUCAACCCCCUGAAAAUAACAGGAAUUAAAGCAAUAGUGAUGAUAUUCAAGAAAUGUCACUAGAAGUAUUCAAAUGAUGAAGAAAUGGCAUCUUUAUGUGGUAUACAGUGAACCCCAAAAACUAUCAGGACUCUUACAUUACACAUAAGAAUGUGUGAAUAUCAUUGCAUUCAGAAAUAUAUCAUUUUACAGCAAGAUGUAUUUCCUAUAAAGGAAGAUGCAACCUUUACAAAACAUAUCCCAAAAACUGUGUACCAUUUUAAAUGAUUAAACAAUGCAUCUAGUGCUGAAAAUGAAAACAGUCAGAACUGAUUUAUACAAAAAUGUAUUUAAUUAAUUAAUUAAAGUGAUUUUUUUUUUAAUAAAAAACUAUGUGAAACACAUCACAUGAAAAAUAGCUUAUAAAAUGGUCAAAUGUGUAGCAGUUUUAAUACAAAUGAUUGUUUUACAUUGACUUUAAUUGAUACAAUUUGUUGCAUUUUAAUUUGUCUUUAAAUUGUUAAAUUAGAUGCAAAUCAUGUUUGACGUUGACUUAAAAAAAAUUAUAUUAAUUUUUUACAUUCUGCUAUUAUUUGAUUUAAAAUGGUUUAAUUUGUAGUUACAUUGGCUUUAAAAUUAGAUGCAAAUGCUGUUUACAUUUUUUUUUAGAGACAGAUAUUUUAAAAUACUUUUUGGGGUUGCUGUAUAUCCACAGUUAUUUCAUUAUUGCCAUAAAACAGUCUGAUUUGUUAAGUUUCACUUGAUUUCAGUUCAUAACUGAACAAAGUCCUCCACUGUAACUCCAAAAUAUGGUAGUCAUGCUCUGUGUUGUCAUGGUGAUCACAUUAACAUUUGUGCAAGCAUUACAUCGAAUGUAAUGAGUGCCUUUGGGAAAAUAAAUCAUGAAACGUG
Messenger RNA from Carassius auratus (goldfish), 3960 nucleotides. RefSeq names its product potassium channel, subfamily K, member 10b (gene kcnk10b). The record is from RefSeq and is a predicted model, not a curated record. NCBI's taxonomy places the organism in Eukaryota, Metazoa, Chordata, Actinopteri, Cypriniformes, Cyprinidae. Gene Ontology annotation, biological process: stabilization of membrane potential; potassium ion transmembrane transport. Gene Ontology annotation, molecular function: outward rectifier potassium channel activity; potassium ion leak channel activity. The transcript is spliced from 7 exons. Gene Ontology annotation, cellular component: plasma membrane. The coding region runs from base 431 to 2134 and encodes 567 amino acids.